Arabidopsis lyrata subsp. lyrata is the source of this 3642-nucleotide messenger RNA. RefSeq lists its product as uncharacterized. NCBI's taxonomy places the organism in Eukaryota, Viridiplantae, Streptophyta, Magnoliopsida, Brassicales, Brassicaceae. Bases 652 to 3480 code for a protein of 942 amino acids. The record is from RefSeq and is a predicted model, not a curated record. The transcript is spliced from 4 exons.
UCAUCGUCGACGUCGUUUCUCCUCUGUCUCUCUAUUUCCCGGAAAAUUUCUCAGAAACAAAAACCAAAUUUGCCUUUUUUUUUUUUUUUUUUCCUCGUCUGUCACAGUUUCUUCUUCCCAAUUUCCAAUUUGCAUUUAAGUUUUGCCCAAAUCCCUAGCUUUCUUACACACAUCCCUAUCCGUUAAAUUUCGUAGAGAUCGAAAUCGAAAUUAAUUGCAACAAGACGAAUCCUUUUUUCUUUUUAGUUUAUUUACAAAAACUAAACCCCAUAAAUGUUUUAUUUAAUUUAACUAUUUUGCUUUCUGUCUCUCUCCUCUGUUUCCUGUCUGCUACGGUCACGUUUAAAGAAAAAAAUCAGCAAACCCCAAUGGAUUCUUCUGUCUCUCCUCCUCUCUCUGUCACUCUCUCGCAUGCACGAGACCUCUCUUCUCCUUCGGUUUUUCUUUUGUUUUUUUUCCUCUCAUUCUCAUCCACUCUCAUAACGACAACAAAUUAAUCAUCAACUCUGUUUUCCGAUUUGAAAAAAAAAGCACCCAGAUUUCGAAUUUGGGGAAAGCAAUGGUCUUUCCAUUAACCAAAGCAUGAGACUUGAUACAGCAUUUUGGGAGUUGUGGAGACGAACGACGAUAUAAAGUUAGGGUUUUUCUCACAUGGGUUGCGGAGGAUCCAAAGUAGAUGAUCAACCACUUGUGAUUCUCUGUAGAGAGAGGAAAGAACUUAUCAAAGCUGCGUCUCAUCAUCGUUGUGCUUUAGCCGCUGCUCAUCUCUCUUACUUUCAAUCUCUCUGUGACGUUGGUGAAUCUAUUAAACGUUUCGUCGACGAAGAACUUGUCGUCGUUGGUACUUCUUCUUCUUCUACCCCUGAUUCUCCGGUUCUUACGCUUCCGUCUGACGAAGGGAAGUCUCAUAAACACAAGAUCUCGUCUUCUUCUACUUCGGUUUCGCAUUCGGUUAUUGAAGACGACGGAGAAGAAGAAGGAGAAGAUCAGCAUUUGCAUUUAUCAUCUGGAUCCGAGUUAGAUUCUGGAUCGGAAUCUGGAUCUGAUGGUUCAUUAGGUCAUAUCCACAUUGAAACUAGCCCUAAAGUGAAGGAGAAAGAAACACGCUUACCGGAAAAUUACCAGCCCGGUUAUCCGCCUGGUUUUACGCCGGGAUAUCAAUAUCAACCGGGUUACUCUGCUGGGUAUCAGUAUCCGGUUGAAGGAUGGGGAUUUAUGGGAGAGAAUCCGGAUUUAAACCCGUACCCGAACCCGAAUCCGGGAAUGUAUUUUAUGAAGAAGUCUGCGCCACCGUCACGACCGGUAGUGUUUCAGCCGGAGAAUCAUAGAGUGGAGAAUGGGCAAUGGUUACCGGAGAAUGGAUUUGGGUACUCUAGUUAUUUUCCCGGAAAUGCUAAUACUGGGUAUUUUGGUUACCCGGAGCAACGUAGAGAGCCACCGUCUCCGGUGAGACCGACUCCAGCGCCUCCGUCUCCGCCUAGGAUUUCAAGUUGGGAUUUUUUGAAUGUGUUUGAUACUUAUGAUUAUAUUAGAGUUGGUGGUGGUGAAAGUUCCGGUGCCGGAGUUGGGUUUUCUCCGGCCAUGGGUGGAGGUAAGUCAAAUUCAAGCAGUCCUGAUUCGAGGGAAGUGAGAGAGAGGGAAGGGAUUCCUGAGUUGGAAGAAGAAACAGAGCAAGAAGUUAUCAUUGGGCAAACAUUUAAACAUAUGAAGAGAAAAGGCAUUGAGAAGGUGAAAGAACAACACAGACCGGAGAAUGAGAUUCACGAGAGAAAGAUCAAGAAACGAGGAGAUUCAGGUGAAGGAACAUCAAGGGCAGUGCCUAUGGUAGAAAGGGCUACGGAGAGCUCUUUUGGUUCAAAGACUGUGUCUUCGUUUUCGAGUAGCGAAGAAGAAUCUGAGUUUCAUCAUGUUAAUGCCGGAGAAGGAAAGAGUAGCAGUAAUGAUUUAAGUGGGCAUGAGACAGUUGCCACUAAGAGUGUUGGAGAAGUAGAAGAAGAAUAUGUGAGGAAGAAAGGAGUGAGCUUUGAGUUGGAUGAAAAUGCAACUACUUCUUUUGAUGUUGAAUCUUCCAAAAUAAGUAGUCUGUCUGCAUUGUCGGUUCAUGCCACUAGAGAUCUCAGAGAAGUUGUGAAAGAGAUCAAGAGUGAGUUUGAGGUUGCUUCUUCACAUGGGAAGGAAGUGGCUGUGUUGCUUGAGGUUAGCAAGUUGCCUUAUCAACAGAAAAGCUCGGGGCUCAAAGUUAUCUUCUCCCGGAUCAUGUAUCUGGUAGCGCCAUCCACAGUGUCAUCGCGCUCUCAGCCUCAACCGUCAAUACGGUUAACAUCUAGGAUAUUGAAAAUUGCAAAAUCAUACAAUGGUCAGGAUAUCAGAGAAGGCUUAUCUGGAAACCUCUCUUCAACCUUGGAGCAACUGUAUGCCUGGGAAAAGAAACUGUAUAAAGAAGUCAAGGAUGAAGAGAAGCUUCGUGUUGUCUAUGAAGAAAAGUGCAGAACACUGAAAAAACUGGAUAGUCUUGGUGCGGAAUCUAGCAAGAUUGAUACUACUCGAGCAGCCAUUAGAAAGCUGCUAACCAAACUCGACGUCUGUAUAAGAUCUGUUGAUUCCAUUUCCAGCAGGAUACAUAAACUGAGAGACGAAGAAUUACAGCCGCAACUCACUCAAUUGAUUCAUGGGUUGAUAAGAAUGUGGAGAUCAAUGCUCAAGUGCCACCAGAAGCAGUUCCAGGCAAUUAUGGAGAGCAAGGUUCGAUCUCUCAGGGCAAACACCGGCUUACAAAGAGACUCUGGUCUGAAAGCUAUUCUUGAUCUGGAGAUGGAGCUACGAGAAUGGUGCAUUAGCUUCAACCAUUGGGUCAAUACUCAGAAAUUAUAUGUGGAGUCUCUAAAUGGAUGGCUCUCAAGAUGUCUUCACUAUGAACCUGAAUCAACAGAGGAUGGAAUUGCCCCAUUCUCUCCUAGUCGUGUUGGAGCUCCACAGGUUUUCGUUAUAUGCAAAGAUUGGCAAGAAGCAAUGGCGAGAAUCUCUGGAGAGAACGUUUCAAACGCUAUGCAAGGCUUUGCUUCGAGUCUACAUGAUUUAUGGGAGAGACAAGAUGAGGAGCAAAGGCAGAGAGUGAAAGCAGAGUAUGUCUCACAUGAUUUUGAGAAACGGUUGAAUGAUCUUCGGAUGGAGAGAGCAAGAGUGAGAAUGAGAAACGAUCAGCUACAAGACGGUGCAUCAGAGAGAAGCGUUGUCUUGUCUGAGAGCGGGAUCUCGGCGUUGGAUGAUUUGAAAGUGGAUUUGGACUCAAUGAGGAAGAAGCUAGAAGAAGAAAGAGCAAGACACAAGGAAACAAUUAAACUUGUGAACAAUGCAGCUUCGAGCAGCUUACAAGCUGGUUUAGUACCAAUAUUUGAAGCCUUGGGGAAUUUCACUUCACAAGUUGUAAAAGCUCAUGAAGAUGUUAGGUUUCAACAACAACAGCCUCAGUCUGAAGAUUGAUUUUGCACGAAUUAAAAAAGUUUUGGUAAUGAAAUUAGAUUCGGAUUUAGGAAAAAAUUGCUGUACAUAUUUUAGCAUUUAUAAUAUUCAUUGAUUGGUUGGCUACAUGUUUGUAGAUUUUUAGUCUUUUUCUAUUUAAGGUUCUCAGAUCUUUAAAUUAAA